AAAAUAUUAAACUGAGUUGAAAAUUGAAAGCGAAGCUGAAAAGUAACCAGACGGAGACGAACCAAUUCAAUUACACUUAUUUUGUUUUACUUGCGAUACUUGUGAUAUUUUUAUUUUUAAAAUAUUUCGGUGUCAAUUAAUUUGUUGUGUUUUCUUUUGAUAUCUACGACUGCGAUCACGCCUAAGCGCCCUUAAAAUUUCUAAUUAUAAUUAUAGAACUUUACCAUCUCCUGCUUCUUGGCUUGUGAUUUGUUUCUUUUUGUGUUGGAUUUGAAUUGGAACUGCUUCGGGUUCGGGUAGGAUACCAGUUUCCCUUCUGUUGCAUUAUUUGUCUGGUUGGUAAUUAGAUUUAAAAAAAAAACUCCAAGCUGCAGCUGGUAUUCUCUAGUGAGGCGAUAAAAUAAUCACGAAAAAGGGAGACUAUUUUUGGUUUUUAUCUCAAAAUUAAUUUUCUCAAAGUUUUAAUGUGAAAAAAAAUAAGGAAUUUUCAAUUUCAAAAAAAGGAAAUCAUAAUUCAAAUAUCCCGUAAACUCGUAAAAAAAAAACAUUAAAAUUGGUGACAAAGCGGCAGUGGAUAUAUUUUAAUAGUACAUACCUACCGUUAUAUAGAACAAAAAAAAAAAUAUUUUUGAGUGCAUCAACUUGAUUGUCCAUAUUUGCUUUACUUAGUAAAUACAAUACUUUGCCGCAUUGCUUCAAGCUUCGAAUCGAACUAACGGCCAAAUAUGCAACAUACUGCAUUGCGAAAAAAUCUAACGGAGUCGCCAUAUACAGUCCAAAUAAUGGAAGCAAGAGACGAACCUGGAAUGCAUUCGCUAAUAAAUGAUAAACCAACAACAAACAAAAUAAUAAACCAAAUGACGAAAAACGAAGUGGUGUUGUCGCCGCCAACACAAAUGGCGCAUGACCUUAAUGAGCCAAAAAAUUCAGAAAAAAUCAGCAAUCUGACGACGACGGCAGCGACAACAACGACAAUAAAUACAAAUUCAAACAGAAUGCCUGAGAGUGAUGACGGUGUCGAUGCUAUCGACUGUGCCAUUGCUGUGCAAAAAAAUAAUCACCAUGAACUUAUUCCCGCACCAAACGGAUCACAAGCAUCAAGUUAUGAGAACGGCUGCCUACAGCAGUCGUCGACACCUACUUCGGCUUACCACAAAGAUGGACACUACUUCCUCAAGCUUUUACAGAGUGAAAAAUCACGUUUGCUUACUAUGGCCGACCAAGCAGAGCGUGACAUGUGCGCCUUAACAAUUGCGAGUACAAACAAUGAGAUCUCGGAUGAAGUGUUUGGCAUCCUACGUGCGGUCUCGGGUAAAACAAAGCUUUUGGUAACACAGAAGUUUAAGCAAUUCGAAGGUUUAUGUCAUAGUAACUUGAAUCCCACACCCGAUGAAAAAUUCCCAACAACCAUUGCUGACUUAUUGGGUUUCUGGGACAUGGUAAAUCUUCAGAUUGAGCACAUUGAUUCUUUGUUCAAAGAACUUGACCUUAUCAAAGCCAAUAAUUGGCAACCUACCAAAGAUCCCGCUUCCCCUUUUGUGCCAACUGGGUCAAGGCUCUUAAAAAAAUCAACUCUUAAGAAUGCCAACAAUAACAACAACAAUAACAACAUUACUCCAAACAAAAUAUCCCCGAAUGCCUUGCUUAUGGCCCAGAAACGUGACACACAACGCAAGCAAUUACUUGAACUGAAACGAAAAAAUAAGAACGCAGCCACAGAUAAGGGAAUUGUUUCCAGUCCCAUCGAGAUUUUCGUCAGUGAAAAUUCACUUUGAUAAUAAUUAAACACAUGCCACACCACACAUGCACCGCGAAGUACUUUAAGUAGAGGCUGGCACUUGAAACUGAUAUUACUCAUAAACGUUUUUUUUUAUUUUUAUUAUUAUUACUUUUUAAACAAGACAAGAUAUUAACCUAGUUUACAACUGCAUGUUUUAUUUCGAAAUAUUUUUUAACUGUUUAAAUUUCACACUAUAAAUACAAACAAUUAUAUUCUAGUUCUGGGUUGAGUUGAGAAAAAAAGAACAAAUUUGUAUAUUUUCACUGAAGCAAGACUGUUUUUCUUCUUAUUUUUGUGUACAAAUUAUAUUAAAUUUUAUUUAACCACAAAUUUGGCCUUAAAAUCAACUAUAAGUGUUUAUACGCCAAAUCGUAAAUGAUGAGUGUCAAUUUAUUUUUGGUAACAAAUGUUUCAAUGACGGUAUUAAAUCAUUAAAAGCAAAAACAAGCAAUUCAAAGACUUAAACAUUACAAUUAACAUUUUUGAUAUUAAUAAAUUUUCAUUUAUAUAAAU
Molecule: messenger RNA, 2293 nt
Organism: Eupeodes corollae
Lineage: Eukaryota; Metazoa; Arthropoda; Insecta; Diptera; Syrphidae
Product: disks large-associated protein 1-like
Exons: 2
Coding region: 726-1775 (349 amino acids)
Biological process (GO): signaling
Cellular component (GO): postsynaptic specialization; glutamatergic synapse
Molecular function (GO): molecular adaptor activity
Source: RefSeq, a predicted model, not a curated record